GUCAAGAAGAGCCGAGCAUGACGUGGGUUUUUAGUGACGCAAGUGCGCCAUCAAAUGGAUUACUGUGUAAUUACAAGCUCAGCAGACCAUUUUAACAUUAUCGACCCGCGCUAUUAAUUGUAGGAAUUGUAGGAAAAACAAUAAACUAAAGUUUCUAAAUCACUUUUAUUUAUAUAUAUAUAUAUUUACCAAAACUCAUAGUAUAGCAGGUCGUUUAGAUUGUUCUUUUUUAACUUAUCAACAUACUAUGGUUUUCACACGUAAGUGUCAAUUUGAGGGCAAAAACUUUUAACUAAAAAAAACAACCCUUUUAGGAUAUUUUCUGACGAGACAUUAGACUCAUUUCUACUUGAGGUCGGACUCGAGCUCAACACACUCUAAACAAGAUCAACAACAACAAAAAACAAUUCAUGUGCAUUCAUAUUUUUACGCGAAAUUGCUGAAAAAACAACAACAACCACAAAAGUCGCAUUAAAUCAGCGGACUUUGUAUUUUUGUCAAUUACUUUGUAUGUUCUGUUUCCGGCCCGAAGUAUUUCAUAAUAAUAGCAUUGAAAAGUUUACAGACAUAAGGAGGGUAACACUAGUGGUCUUUUAUUUUGAAAUGGUACAAUGGAGCGCUGUUUUCUUUGCAGAACUGUCGUUGUUAUUUGAGGAAAGUUCGUCUUUUCACCAAUCAUUUGGAGCUGCAACACGGAUUGUUGUCGUGAAGGUGAAGCAGUCUUUACCCAGGGUAUCAGAAGUGCUGCAGUGAUGUGGACUCGCCGUGCACGAGGCACUGCGACUGCUGCUGGGAAAGUAACUCGGUCCAGAUCCAGUAAUGCUGGCCUAAAACCCCAUUACGAUGCACUGGUUAUUGGAGGAGGACACAAUGGGCUGGUGGCAGCUGCCUACCUUCAGAAAGGAGGUUUGAAGACAGCAGUGUUAGAGAAGAGACAUGUUUUAGGAGGAGCAGCUGUGUCAGAGGAGAUCUUUCCUGGUUUUCACUUUUCCAGAUGUUCUUAUUUACUCAGUUUGUUGCGACCGCAGAUAUAUAAAGACCUGGACCUAAAGAAACAUGGGCUGAAGUUGUAUAAGAGAGACCCGCAUGCUUUCACUCCUAUGUUGGAGGAGGGUGUAUCAGGUGCUCCUCCGAGGUCACUCACCCUGGGUUCAGAUCUGGCCAUGAACCGACAGGAGAUAGGGAAGUUCUCAAAGAAGGAUGCACAGGCGUAUCCUGACUUUACGGCCCAUCUUGAAAAACUAGUUGAAGCUGUUUAUCCUCUCUUGGAUGGUCCUCCAGUCAACAUUCCCGGUGUCACUUCGGGAUCACUGAGAACGAGACUGGCUGCAGCUAAAACUCUGAUCCCUGCUGUGAAAUUUGGUUUAGGACUUGGCAAAAAUAUUCCAGACUUUUAUGAGAUUCUGACUGCGCCGGCAACAAAGUUUCUCAAUCAGUGGUUUGAGUCAGAGCCACUAAAGGCCACACUGGCCACUGAUGCUGUGAUUGGAGCCAUGACAAGUCCAAGCACUCCAGGCAGUGGAUAUGUGCUUUUACAUCACGUGAUGGGAGAGUUGGAGAUGGAGAGAGGAGCGUGGGGUUACGUAGAAGGAGGAAUGGGAGGUGUGUCUCAAGCUAUUGCUCGUGCUGCUCAAUCUUAUGGUGCAGACAUUUUCACUGAAAAGGAUGUGGGACACGUAUUGGUUGGUUCAGACCAAGCUGCCAGGGGUGUGGUGCUAAAGGAUGGCACAGAAAUCCACAGUCAAGUGGUUUUGUCAAAUGCUACGGCGUAUGUGACCUUCAAACACCUGACACCAAAGGAUGCUCUUUCUCCAGAGUUCAUCAAAGCUGUUGAUCAAAUAGACUACACAUCGCCUGUUACUAAGAUCAAUGUGGCUCUGGACAAGCUCCCAAACUUCCUCGCACGUCCCACACCAGACCAUAAACCUGGACCUCACCAUCAGUGCUCCAUUCAUUUGAACUGUGAGAGCAUAGAGGUACUGGAGACUGCGUACAAAGAAGCCAUAAAUGGACGUCCCUCUGCCAGGCCGAUGCUGGAAAUGACUAUCCCCUCUGUGUUGGAUCCCACUCUGGCUCCCCCCGGCUGCCACGUUGUGUCACUGUUUACCCAGUUUACACCCUACCACAUAGAAGGCAGGGAGUGGACAGACGAGGACAAAGAGGCCUUCGCAGAUACUGUUUUCGACUGGGUUGAGCAGUACGCCCCUGGGUUCAAAAAAUCAGUGGUGGGAAGAGACAUCCUGACUCCACCUGACUUGGAGAGAAUCUUUGGGCUCACUGGAGGGAAUAUCUUUCACGGAUCAAUGUCUCUGGAUCAGCUUUAUCUGGCACGGCCUUUGCCCUCUCUGUCUGACCACCGGUCACCAAUCAAAGGCCUAUAUCUGUGUGGCAGUGGAUGUCACCCAGGUGGUGGUGUGAUGGGUUCUCCUGGAUGGAAUGCAGCACGUGUAGUCAUGGCUGACUUGAAACAAAACUGAAACAUAUGGCAGUUCCGUCACCGGGUCAAUUGAGUUUUACCUCCUUUUUCAACUGAUUCCUGUGAAGGUCAUUGGUUCUACAACUGAUACAUAUUACUGUCAACUCUUACAUUAAUAAGGGUGCUAGAAAUUGUGUACAAUUGUGAUGAUGCACCAAAGUGAAUUAUGUUGCACUGAAGAAGUUUUAAAAAUCAAAUAAUUUUUUAUUUUUUUAAAUCAUAACACAAUCAUGGCAAGUUGUCUGCUAUUUCUGCUUUACAUUCUGCUUUUAAAGUAUUAUAUUUCUGGAUAAUAAACUGCAUAUGCUCCCGCUCUCUCUCUCUCUCUCACUCACUCACACACACACACAGUGUGUUGUGGGUCGCUUUAUGCUACCAACUUUGUUGUUCUGUUUUCACAUUUCAAAUUCAUAUUUACUUGACAACUGUAAUCUUCGUUGUCAUCUUUUAGUCUCCUUCAUAUCAAGAUCAUUGGUAACCAUUUUAUUUUCUAGUAUUGAUAAAAUAAAUGAAGUCCUCUUAAAUGUCAAAAGAGAAGAAGGUCAUUGAUUUUAAAUGCAAUAUCAAAUUUGAUCCUCCCUACACACCGUUGGUCUACGUCACCGAGCCGGGCCUUACGUAAAUCAUUAACGGUGUACUGUUCCUUUAAGACGCUUCUCAGGGUGGACCAGCCGUCGCUGUUUGACGCUCAGGAAGUCGACUAAACCACCAAGAUUCCCGCAGAUUCGAUACCAAACGGCCUUGCUGUGAUAACUGUCUAUUCUGAACCACUAGCUGAAAAAAGGACAGUUUGAAUACUUUUCCGCCGAUUCCCGUGACAAUAAUGCUGGAUGGUUGCGCUGAUGAAAUUCACCAGAGACAUAUGCAGACUGUUGGGACUCGCAAGCGGGCCUCCAGUCCAGCAGCCGGAAGAGCAGAUGGACUGCGAUGGAGCCACUCCUAAACCAAGCCAUGAUGCCAGUCUGUCACAGGAUGCAUUAAAUGGAGAGGAGGAUUUGAGUGAGGAGGAGAAAGUCAGAAGAAAAGCUGAGCGAA
Messenger RNA from Cynoglossus semilaevis (tongue sole), 3511 nucleotides. RefSeq names its product pyridine nucleotide-disulphide oxidoreductase domain 2 (gene pyroxd2). The transcript has 18 exons. Bases 753 to 2477 code for a protein of 574 amino acids. NCBI's taxonomy places the organism in Eukaryota, Metazoa, Chordata, Actinopteri, Pleuronectiformes, Cynoglossidae. Gene Ontology annotation, molecular function: oxidoreductase activity. The record is from RefSeq and is a predicted model, not a curated record.